AUGCCUUCAACAUUAGAGAAGGCCCGCAAGCACAUUGCGAAGAAGCGCAACGGCCACGACCUGGCCCUGCAUGAGUUUUCCAGAGACUCCAAGCGCCUUCACAAGGCCUCGAUUAGAGACCAAAGGCUAGGAAAGCUCCACGCCUCAAAGAACAAGAAGGAGCAGCCCAUGAUUGACCGUGCCUCGUACUUCCAGAAGGCUAUUCAAGAGAAGGGAUCUGAACCCCUCGACUUAGCCGGCGUUCAGGACCUCAUUAGCAAGUUUGUGCACCAGUACGAUGAGGAGUACGCCGAGGUCAAGAAAACCCGCCGUGCCGGCCGCCCUGCAAGUGCCAAGGAAGACUUGCUGAAGUUGAGGAUUUCCAACCUUGAAGAAGAGUAUAGGAUUGGGUUCUACCUCCCUGACCUCACAACACAGUCCAACGUCACCCUCCUCGACCGCUGGGAGGGUUCAUGGGCAUACCUCACCUCCGUCGCCUGGGUCAAGAUCACGAGCGACGGAAAUGUCAGAACCUCGAGCUUUCCUCCCAAGGGCUAG
Colletotrichum orchidophilum is the source of this 537-nucleotide messenger RNA. RefSeq lists its product as uncharacterized. Bases 1 to 537 code for a protein of 178 amino acids. The transcript has 4 exons. NCBI's taxonomy places the organism in Eukaryota, Fungi, Ascomycota, Sordariomycetes, Glomerellales, Glomerellaceae. Gene Ontology annotation, cellular component: nucleus. The record is from RefSeq and is a predicted model, not a curated record.